Oldenlandia corymbosa var. corymbosa is the source of this 1749-nucleotide messenger RNA. NCBI's taxonomy places the organism in Eukaryota, Viridiplantae, Streptophyta, Magnoliopsida, Gentianales, Rubiaceae. The record is from the annotation of a GenBank genome assembly.
AUGGCUGGAGUUGUCCAUCAUUUGAUAUUUCUUCUUAUUUUCAUCAUUACUAAAACCAAUGCAAUCCCACCACCUAACCCGGUACAAUGCAACUCAACCGGAUGCAUCCUCCACAACUCCUACGGCGUGUGGGGUGACCGGAAGGAUUGUCACGUCUCCGGCGUGAUUUAUCCGGCCACCGAGGAAGAACUCCGGCAAGCCGUGGCGAAUGCGGCCAAGAACAAACUCAAGACCAAAGUCGUGACUAGAUUUUCCCACACCAUUCCGAAACUAGCUUGUCCCGCGACAUCUGAUCAAAAUGCCGUCCUCAUUAGCACCGAGAAGUAUAGUUCGAGUAUCGCCGUCGACGCGGCGAGUAAGGUUGUUACUGCCGAUUCGGGGGUGCCGUUGAGGGCGCUUAUUGAUCGGGUGGAGGCGGCGGGGAUGAGCUUGGUGGCGGCGCCGUACUGGGAAGGGGUGACGGUCGGCGGCGUGAUUAGCACCGGUGCACAUGGGAGUUCUUGGUGGGGUUUGGGCGGAGCGGUUCAUGACCAUGUCGUCGGAGUUAGGCUGAUUGUUCCGGCCACAGCGGCGGAAGGGUAUGCAAAGGUUGUUAACCUGCGAACCCAAGAUCCACUCUUUAACGCUUGCGUAGUUUCUCUUGGAAUGCUUGGAGUCAUUUCCCAGGUAACUUUCUCAUUGGAGUUGGCCUUCAAGAGGAGCAUAACAUACAAUUUCACAAGUGACGAUGAUAUAGAAAACCUAGUUUUUAAUCAUGCAAAGGAGUAUGAAUUUGGAGACAUCCAGUGGUAUCCAUCCCAGAACACUGCUGUUUACAAAUAUGAUAAUAGGGUACCUUUGAACACAAAGGGAGAUGGAGUCAACGAUUUCAUAGGCUUUCAAUCCAAUUCCAUUCUUAUUUCCAAAUCAGUCCGAGCAACAGAGAAAGCAUUCGAGAACGCAAAGAGUGUGAAGGGAAAAUGCACAACCGCCUCAAUUACGCUGGCCUACAAAAGAUUAACAGCAAACGGAUUAAAGAAUAACCUAAUUUUCACUGGAUAUCCAGUUGUGGGUCACCAAGGCAAAAUGCAAACUUCAGGUUCUUGCCUUUAUUCAUCCUCCAUAGCCAUUGACCAGUCCUGUGCAUGGGAUCCAAGAAUUAACGGCCUGUUCUUCUACGAGUCAACGGCCAUUUUUCCGGCUAACAAAUUCGUUGACUUUCUAAGCGAUGUCAAGAAACUCAGAGACCUAAACUCAGAAAACUUCUGUGGGGUGGAUAUCUACAAUGGUUUGCUCAUACGUUUCAUCAAAAAAUCGAAGGCGUAUUUAGGUCAAUCCGAGGACUCAGUCGUUGUGGAUUUCAACUAUUAUCGCGCGGAUGAUCCUUCGACUCCUAGAUUGAACCAAGAUGUUUGGGAGGAGAUUGAGCAAAUGGCGUUUUUCAAAUACGGCGGGAGGCCUCAUUGGGCGAAAAAUAGGAAAGUAGCGUUUCUGGACGUGCGGAACAAGUAUCCUAACUUUGGGAAGUUUAUUGAAGCCAAGAAACAAUUGGACCCUUUGAAUCUGUUCUCGAGUGACUGGUCUGAUGAAAUACUGUUUGGAAAACAAGUGGUGAAGAAGGAUGGUUGUGCUUUGGAAGGUGAAUGCAUUUGCUCAGAGGAUAGGCAUUGUAGUCCUGAUAAAGGUUAUCUGUGCCAAUCUGGUCUUGUUUAUGAGCAAGCUCGUGUGUGCAGGCGCUCAAUUACUGCUGCUCCUGUCAAAUUGAUUUAA